Molecule: messenger RNA, 2125 nt
Organism: Cynara cardunculus var. scolymus (artichoke)
Lineage: Eukaryota; Viridiplantae; Streptophyta; Magnoliopsida; Asterales; Asteraceae
Product: wall-associated receptor kinase-like 20
Exons: 3
Coding region: 142-2040 (632 amino acids)
Biological process (GO): cell surface receptor signaling pathway; protein phosphorylation
Cellular component (GO): plasma membrane
Molecular function (GO): polysaccharide binding; protein serine/threonine kinase activity; ATP binding
Source: RefSeq, a predicted model, not a curated record
AUAUCUUUGACUAGUAAAUUGUCAAAGUCAAAUGCCAUAAGAUAAUACAAAAAGUCAAAAAGAAGACAACGAACAACUUAGUAUAAAUCAUUAUAUCCUUUUCGUGGCUUCAUCGAAAACCAUUUCUCAGUUUUUUCAAACAUGGCGGCUAAAUCCACCUUCGAUGUCAUGUGCACGGUGGCGCUGAUGCUACUGUUCGCCGAUUUCACCACCUCGGCCACCCGCUGCUCUGACUGCGGCUCCACCCAAGUUCCGUACCCUCUCAGCACCGGACCUGGUUGUGGCGACCAGUCCUACAGAGUCCGGUGCGACACGGGUGCAGGUGCGCUGUUCUUCGACACCCCCAACACCACCUAUCCGAUUUACUCUAUCUCUCCGACCAUCCAACGGUUCAGGAUCCGACCACCGAACUUCCUCAACAACAACGCCACCUGCGUCACAACUGAUGUUUCCACUGAGGGCCUCCAGCUGGACCCAACCUUACCUUUUAACAUCACAAGCGGAAACACUAUCAUGUACCUUAAUUGCUCCGAAUCGCUUUUGAGAUCACCGUUGAACUGUACCUCCACGAGCCUCUGUCACUCUUACAUAAACAACUCAGCGGAAGCGUCAGUUUGCGGCCGAUCUCCAAUUUGCUGCACGUUUAGGUCAGGUGGAUCAUCGACGAUGUACUCGAUCCGGGUGAGGGAUGGUGGGUGUCAGGCCUAUAGGAGUUUCGUGAAUUUGGAUUAUUCGUUGCCGGUGAGUAGGUGGCCUGUUCCUGGAGUGGAGAUACAAUGGGCGUCGCCACCGGAGCCCUUGUGUGGGACCCAAGCUGAUUGUGAUGCUAGCUCUACUUGUGUGCCAUCCGCUGCCGGUGGUGUUCGUAGGUGUAUUUGUAACUCCGGAUUUCAUUGGGACGCCAUUGCCGGAGUUUGUGCCUUAGAUGAUACUUGUGACACCAGAGGGGAUUGUGACGACUCAAAUCGAACCGCGCUUAUUGCAGGUUUGACCUCCGGCCUAGGAGCAGCGCUUGUGGCGGCUGUCAUCGGAUUCCUACUCUACAGACGUCAUCGUCGUCACAAAGAAGCACAAGCACGGCUUGCACGCGAACGUGAAGAGAUUCUAAACGCCGGUUCCGGGAAAACAGCUAAAGUCUUCACCGGAAAAGAAAUCAAAAAAGCAACAAACAACUUCUCCAAAGACCGUCUUCUAGGCACCGGAGGUUUCGGUGAAGUAUAUAAAGGCAUUCUAGAAGACUCCACGGUCGUCGCCGUCAAAUGUGCCAAAGUUGGCAACGCAAAAGGCACCGAUCAGGUCCUGAACGAGGUGCGAAUCCUCUGCCAAGUUAACCACAGGGGCUUGGUUCGUCUCCUGGGCUGUUGCGUCGAGCUCGAACAGCCAUUACUGGUUUACGAAUACAUCCCAAACGGCACCCUUUUGGAACACUUAAAAGGUCAAUACAGCACCGGUGGUCUGAGUUGGACUCACCGGCUAAACAUCGCUCGAGAUACGGCGGAGGGGCUGGCCUACCUCCAUUUCUCAGCGGUUCCACCCAUCUACCACCGUGACGUCAAAUCUAGCAACAUCUUGCUAGACGAGAAAAUGAACGCAAAGGUUGCUGAUUUCGGGUUGUCUCGGUUGGCUCAAGCGGAUUUGAGUCAUGUGACAACAUGUGCUCAAGGGACGUUAGGAUAUCUUGAUCCUGAGUACUACAGAAACUAUCAAUUAACAGAUAAAAGUGAUGUUUAUAGCUUCGGAGUCGUGUUAUUAGAGUUAUUAACAUCAGAGAAAGCAAUAGAUUUUAACCGACCACCAGACGAUGUGAACUUGGCCAUUUAUGUGAAACGGAUUGUGGAAGAGGAGAGGUUGUUGGAUGCGGUUGACCCGAAUCUGAAGAAGGGUGCUAGCAAGUUGGAGUUGGAGACGAUGAAAGCAUUGGGGUUUUUGGCGGUUGGGUGCUUAGAGGAACGUCGACAAAAUCGACCUUCGAUGAAAGAGGUGACCGAGGAGAUUGAAUAUAUCAUUAGUAUUGCAACAAGUAGUAAUAUGGAAGAUUAAGGAACAUUAGCUUAUAGACAAUAAGUUCCUUUUUUGGUGUUUGAGAUCAUGUGUUUAAUCCUGAUAUUCCAUUUUAAUUCCUGUC